This is a messenger RNA of Amaranthus tricolor (Joseph's coat), 1756 nucleotides long. Its product is annotated as RNA demethylase ALKBH9B-like. Gene Ontology annotation, molecular function: demethylase activity; mRNA binding. Lineage: Eukaryota; Viridiplantae; Streptophyta; Magnoliopsida; Caryophyllales; Amaranthaceae. The transcript has 6 exons. Gene Ontology annotation, biological process: mRNA catabolic process. The record is from RefSeq and is a predicted model, not a curated record. The coding region runs from base 241 to 1638 and encodes 465 amino acids.
ACGGUCCUAUUACUUGUUCAAAAAUCUUUUGCUUAUUUUGCGAAACCGCCGCCAUUAGUUUCUGUCAGACGACCUCUUACUUUCCUUAAAUUUUAGUAAUCUGUUGCUUAUUCAAAUUUUACUUUCCUUAAAUUUUCAGACCUUAAAUUUUAGUAAUCUGUUAGAUCUCUUAUCUCCAUUGCCCCAAGAGCAAAGUAAAUACCCUCUGGAUUCACCAUCUCAAUAACACCCUAAAAUAGAAUGGUAGGGAUCUCCGCCGGUGAAUCAAUGAAAUCAUUACCACAAAACGAUUGGAUUAAUUUGUUGAAGAAUUUGGAUACCUCUCAGAUUGCCGACCUCUUUAAUGGGGUUUGCUUAGAUUGUCAAACUUCUCUUAAAUCCCGUCUUAUCUCCAUUGCUAAUGAGAAAAGUGUCAAAAGACCCAAUGGAGUGGAUUCAUCAAGUUCUUUUUCUUCUGAGACGAGUACACUAUCUUCUACUGUUAACAAUAACCAACAACAUAGUGAUCAUGAGAGAAAUCCACAUAACAGAGAAUCUAACCACUCGAGACAAGAGAUCAAUGCUGAUUAUAUAUAUCCGGCAUCAGUUAACUCAAAGCCACAAUUACGUGAUCUUUUCAGCAACUGUGAAUCAUCUACCAGCUAUGGUAAUCACGAGCCUUCAUCUACUGUCGCUAAUGGGACGGCUGAUGAGGAAUGGCGCAGAUUUUCACGGAUUCAGAGGAAGAAGGAUUUUGUUCAUUAUGACAGGGUUGAUGGGAAAAGGCUCAAUGUGGUUCAAGGAUUGGAGCUUCAUACUGGGGUUUUCAAUGCUCAAGAACAAAAGAAAAUCGUUGAAAGUGUGUACAAGUUCCAGAGGAUGGGACAAAAAGGCGAGCUUAUGGCACGUACUUACUCUGAACCACACAAAUGGAUGCGUGGGAAAGGACGUGUAACCAUUCAAUUUGGUUGCUGUUACAAUUAUGCAGCGGACAAGGAUGGGAAUCCUCCGGGUAUAAUAAGGGAUGAAGAAGUGGAUCCCAUGCCUUCCAUAUUCAAAGAGAUGAUUACCAGGAUGGUAAAGUGGCAUGUCCUACCUCCUACAUGUGUCCCCAACAGUUGCAUAGUGAAUAUUUAUGAUGAAGGCGAUUGCAUCCCUCCUCACAUCGAUCACCAUGAUUUUCUCCGCCCAUUUUGCACCGUCUCUUUCUUGACUGAGUGUAAUAUUCUCUUUGGUUCAAAUCUUAAGAUCUUAAGCCCUGGAGAGUUCUCUGGUCCUGUUUCCAUCCCUCUUCCUGUCGGAUCCGUACUUGUUCUUAAAGGUAAUGGAGCAGAUGUCGCUAAACACUGUGUUCCUGCUGUCCCCGCAAAAAGGAUUUCCGUCACAUUUAGGAAGAUGGAUGAUAGCAAAAUCCCAUACCAAUUCUCUCCAGAUCCUGAUUUGCUGAACUUGAAGCCUCUUGUUCGAUCUACUUUGCCCAAAGCAGGCAUGGCACACCGAAAUCAACAUGAAGAAAUCAAAAUCAAUGGCGAAGCAAAUAAAUCAAAUAAAUCGGAAUUAGCUAGUAAAUCAAAUGCAAAAGCAACAGUUAGCCACUCAUUCAUCCUCGAAACAAACGACUUCCCCCCACUCGGUGCCAUGAAAUCGAGAAAAUAUUAACUCAGGCCGUCAUCAAUAUUGCCCAAUGGUCUUCUGGUUUUUAUUCUGUUAUUUUAGUCUUGUACAUGUAUGUACGAUUCGAUAAUUCUAGUAAUCAUCCUUAAUUGAUCCUUGAUAA